This is a messenger RNA of Physcomitrium patens, 1680 nucleotides long. The record is from RefSeq and is a predicted model, not a curated record. NCBI's taxonomy places the organism in Eukaryota, Viridiplantae, Streptophyta, Bryopsida, Funariales, Funariaceae.
UCCCCUCAACUGUUGCGUUAUUCCUCUGACAAUGAAGCAUCUGGCAUGAAGCAGCCCCACGAUCCUGCACACUGGCCGUGUGCCGCAAUAUUUCCGUGACGCCACUCCUCCGGUUUCCGCGCUGCCGCUGCACGCUCCGACCACCUCCGACCCUCAUCGAAAUCGGUGCAGAAUCGUGACGGAAUUCAGGGGUUUUCUGAUGUGCAAUUGGCGAAAUGAGGUACGCCUGAUGUUGGGGUUUACGCAAUUUUCUUUUCUUGUGGGUGGAGCUGCGUUUAUGUAGAUGAAUAGCUCCCACGAUAGGAACCAUGAGGUUUCAGGAUUGGGUGCGAGGACGUGAGAGUCUCCAGGGAGUUUUGAGAUUUGAAGGAUUCCUGAGCAGUAGAGAUUUGAAGAGAUGUUUGCAUUAGGGCUGAAAGGGGAGGGGUGGAUAGGAAUUGGAUUUCUGCACCUCAUGCGAGAUUUGUUCUUCGUUCCUCCUGAGAAUUUUCCAAGCGUUUCCCAUGGAGCGGCCAAUUUGACCCUUGUAGUUGAGGCUGGUGAUCUUUGAGAAAUAGGGUAUAGUCCUAAACUACAGGCGGCACAGGUUGGGCUCAAUCUGAGGAAUCAUGGCAGCUCCUCUUCAGUAUAAUCAAUGGGCUCCGCUGCUGCCGCAGCCCAACGUAGCUCACGAUGAGGUGAGAACUAUAUUCGUCUUGGGAUUCCCUUCUGAUGUUAAGGAGCGGGAGCUACAAAACCUUUUGCGGUGGUGGCCAGGGUAUGAAGCGUCGCAAAUGAAUUUUAAAUGUGACCAACCUAUGGGUUUUGCGCUUUUUUCUACAGUUGCUAUGGCCAUGGCUGCACGCGAUGCCCUUCAGAACUUGGUUUUUGAUGCGGAUACAAAUUCUGUUUUACGAGCUGAAAUGGCUAAGAAGAAUUUGUUUGUGAAGAGAGGAGAUCCUUGCAUAAGCUUUGAUGGAAGUAAGCGCAUGCGCACUGGGGGUGGUGAUUAUUCUCCAGCACCCUAUUCUGCACCAUAUCCUUCUACAUAUCUUACUCAACCAAUGACUAGUCCAACACCUGCAUGGGCCCCUCAAACUUAUGGAUUGCCACAACCACAAUAUGAUCAAUAUGGUGCCUAUGUAGCACCACAACCUUUGCCAAUAACACCAUCAGGCUAUGCUCCAGUACAGAACACAAAAGACAAUCCACCCUGCAACACAUUGUUUAUAGGGAAUUUAGGAGAGGCUGUCAAUGAAAUUGAGUUGCGAGCACUAUUUAGUGGGCAAUUGGGUUUUAGACAAAUGAAAGUUUUACGACAAGGCAAAAAUAUUGUUUGCUUCAUUGAAUUUUUGGAUGUAAAUAGUGCAAUGUUAGUACAUACAAACUUGCAAGGUGCUGUUCUUUCAACCUCAGAUAGAGGUGGCAUGAGAAUACAAUUCUCGAAGAAUCCAUAUGGAAGAAAAAGAGAAGGUGGAGGUAAUACACACUAUGACUUAGGUGUAACAACUCCAAGUGUAGAAGUGAAUGGAAGUGUAGAAUAUAUGGUGCCUUCUGUAUAAUUUAUUGUUCCUCACGAGCAAGCAAUAGUCUAACUAAAGAUGUGGCAAUUGAUAUACUUUUAUUUGAUUGUUCUUCCAAGAUUGUGAUAUACUUUUAUUUCUAAAAUUUUAAUCAUGGUUUUUUAAUUGCAACUUCUUU